CAGACAUCUGGCACUGCGAAAAGAGCUUCGUGGCAAUCGUGCCAUCGAUGGAUCCGUUCCAGUCGAGACUGCAGCAACGCGCAAUGCGCAACCCGUACAAGCCUCAUGCAGACAACACGGCCGGCCGCGUGAAAAUAGGCCUUGGCUUGCUCUGUUUCGUGGGCGUGGUCAUGUUUUUCACCUCUGGAUCGUCAUCUGGCACAGUUGUCGCGCCCAAGCUUCGCAAGGACGCUGGUUACUUCGAGCAGCAAGCAGCCGCCCUGCCACCGACCCCGAUGUCUGUCAUGACGUUCAACAUUCGCUUCGCCAGCGCAAACGAUGGGUGGAACAGCUGGGACCACCGCAAGGAGCACUUGAUCGACCUCAUCAACAGGUAUAAACCGACCGUGAUGGGCACGCAGGAAGGGCUGAAGGAUCAACUCGCGGAGAUCCACUCGAAAUUGCAUGGAAACUACGACCGGUUCGGCGUCGAGAGAGAAGCAAACGGCGAGUUCGAGCAGAUCUUCUACGACACGGAUGUCGUGACCAAAUUAGACGGCGGGAACUAUUGGCUCAGCGACAACCCGGAAGUCCCUGGUGUCACUGCGUGGGACGCCCCAUGCGUGCGAAUGGUGACGUGGUGCAAGUUUGAGCUCAAGGCGACCAAGCAGCACUUUGUCUUCAUCAACACCCAGUUUGACCAUCGUAGUGAACGGUCUCGCGUCAACAGUGCCAAGUUGAUCUGGCGCCGCAUCCAAGACACGUGGGAGCCAUCGAUGCCCGUCUUUGUCGUUGGAGACUUCAACACAUACCGCCACACGUCCGUGUAUUCGUACCUUACCAGUGAUCCCGCCGGGCCUCAAUUUGCAGAAGCGUGGAAGACUGCCGACAAGGCCAUCGGCGAUGUUUCGUACACGUACCAUGGGUGGGCCGGGGUCGACAACGACGGAGAAAAAGUCCCGGAAGUUGUGCGCGCCGCCAACCACAUCGAUUGGAUUUUGUACCGACCGACUACAAUGAAGGUCGUGUCGACAGAAGUUGUGACAGAAUCGCGCAAUGGACGGUACCCGUCCGAUCACUACCCGAUCCAUGCGCACAUCCUCUUUCCCAGCACCAAGGAUGUCCCCGCCGCUGUGUAAUGUACCAAUAGUAGCGACGACAACGA
This is a messenger RNA of Aphanomyces invadans, 1144 nucleotides long. RefSeq lists its product as hypothetical. The transcript has a single exon. Bases 48 to 1118 code for a protein of 356 amino acids. The record is from RefSeq and is a predicted model, not a curated record. Lineage: Eukaryota; Oomycota; Saprolegniomycetes; Saprolegniales; Verrucalvaceae. Gene Ontology annotation, molecular function: 3'-5'-RNA exonuclease activity.